Selaginella moellendorffii is the source of this 2653-nucleotide messenger RNA. Its product is annotated as probable receptor-like serine/threonine-protein kinase At4g34500. The transcript is spliced from 7 exons. NCBI's taxonomy places the organism in Eukaryota, Viridiplantae, Streptophyta, Lycopodiopsida, Selaginellales, Selaginellaceae. Bases 731 to 2275 code for a protein of 514 amino acids. The record is from RefSeq and is a predicted model, not a curated record. Gene Ontology annotation, biological process: protein phosphorylation. Gene Ontology annotation, molecular function: protein kinase activity; ATP binding.
UCCUUACGUAUAUUUUGACCUAAUGUUUCUAACUGUUUGGUUUGGACAAAUCAUGUCCCAACAGAGGAACAUCCGGCGGAAUCUUGGCACACGCGCAAUGUAAAAAUUCCACCACUGUUUCUUUCAUUCGUUUGCGCGGAAUCUUGGUUGGAUGAGCCAAAGCCAAGUGUGUGCGCGAGAUUUUCUUGCGCCAAAACCCCACCCCCCAAAAUCUCGGCCUUUUUUCCUUACCUUUAAUUUUUCGUCUUUCUUUUGUGCAAGAGAGUAGCGGCGGCCAUGAUUCCAAUCCCGCCCUCGAGUAGUAGUGUGCGACAACAAGCAGCCACCAGCAAGGGCAGGCUUCCACAGGCUUUUGCUUUUCUCCCCUCUUCUUGCUGCUUUACUGCCCCUUUCCUCGCUCUUUGAUCCUCUCCCUCCUUUCGCCCUCUUUCAUCUCUGGCGCCGCGCGUCCCUUUGAUCCGGGCCUGGCUGAUGGAUCCCGCCCAGCCGCUCCUGGAUCCUGCGGCGGCACCGAUCUGGAUCGCGGAAUUCGCGAUCACGAGCGCGCGCCGUGCGCAUUCCCUGGUGGAUCGAUCGCCUUGUAGCUCGUAGCGAGCAGGGCAGAUCCGUGAGUCCUCGGCAUUGGGUCGCCGAAUUGCCGCGCAAGGCAGGACUUUGGCGCAUGGAUCCGGAGAAUUUGGAGCGCCCCAAUCGGUCGUAAGCAGGGGGGUGACAUAGGCGAAGCUAAGCUAUGGAAGGAACGCUAAGCAGCGAGCUCUCGCGAGGGACAUUUGUAUUCGGCCUCCACCUCUGGGUUCUCAUCUGCAUUGGCGUGGGCGCCAUCAUCCUCCUCAUCCUCCUCGCGCUCAUCAUCUGGCUCACCUCUCGAUCCUCGUCCGGCAGCCACAACUCCUACGAGAAAUUCAGCUGCUGCUCCUCGUCGCAAUCGCUGCCCACCACGAUCCAGCAGCAGCGGAAAUCGUCGGGCAUCCCCAUCGUCACGAAAGAGAUCCAGGAAGUGGUGAUCGUCCCACCCUACGCGCUCCACCAUAGCCCGUAUCACAAAGGAGCCCCGCUGGACAAGGUCGCGAGGUCGAUUCCCGGGGACGACGCCCCCCCAAAGAGCACCCCUACGCGCAGCUCUAGCGGGAGUAGUAGCAAUAGGAGCGCCUUCUAUGGCGAGCAGCCGCCGCCCCAGCCCCAGCCCCAGCCCAAGGAGAUGGUCCAGCUGGGAUGGGGGCGAUGGUACAGCCUCAAGGAGCUCGAUCUGGCCACCAAUGGCUUCUGCGAGGACUCCAAGAUCGGCGAGGGCGGCUAUGGCGUCGUGUUUAAGGGAUUUCUCCCCGAUGGCAGCGUCGUCGCGGUCAAGAAUCUACUCAACAACACCGGCCAGGCCGAGAAAGAGUUUAGGGUGGAAGUGGAAGCGAUUGGAAAGGUGCGUCACAAGAAUCUGGUCAGGUUGCUUGGCUACUGCGCCGAGAGCUGCUAUAGGAUGCUCGUCUACGAAUACGUGGACAAUGGAAACCUAGAGGACUGGCUCCAUGGCUUUUCAUCACAGACUCAAGCUUUCCCGUGGGAGGCACGAAUGAAGAUUGCUCUUGGCACUGCAAAAGCGCUGACAUACUUGCAUGAAGCUUUGGAGCCCAAGGUGGUUCAUCGGGAUAUCAAAGCAAGCAACAUUCUUGUGGAGGGGGACUGGAACGCGAAGAUAUCUGACUUUGGCCUCGCAAAGCUUCUGGGAUCGGAGAAAAGUCAUGUCACAACCCGAGUGAUGGGAACGUUUGGAUACGUUGCUCCCGAGUACGCAAGCACGGGCUUGCUCAACGAGAGGAGCGACGUCUAUAGUUUUGGAGUCCUGCUCAUGGAACUCAUAACCGGAAGGGACCCUGUCGAUUACAGCAGGCCACCCGGAGAGGUGAAUUUGGUGGACUGGCUCAAAGUCAUGGUGGCAAACAGGCACUCGGAAGAUGUUGCCGAUCCGAGGUUGCAAGUAAAGCCCACUCCACGGAUUUUAAAAAAGGCGUUGCUGGUCGCAAUCCGCUGCGUGGAUCCUGACUCGCUGAGGAGGCCCAAGAUGGGACACGUCGUUCACAUGCUCGAGGCAGACGAGCUUCCAUACCGCCAAGAGAAAGCCCAAAGCGAGAAGCGAUCGACGUUUGGAAAUUCUCCCCACCAUCACCAGGCACCCACAAAACCAGCGCCACUCUCCAGAAGGGCCGAUGGCAAGGAGAACGAAGUGAAUGGCGGUGACAAGCACGCCAUCUACAAGCAAAACUGGAAGAAGUACGAGGUGUAGAGGAGGAUCCGGGAGAAAUAAGCGUGGAAGUGAAGUAAAAGCUGGAGAAGGAAGAGUUUCUUUUUUUUUUUGGUGCUGGUGUUUUCAUUUUGUUAGAGCUCUUGCAGCUUACAGCGCAAGUCAAGCAACUCCGUGGCAAUGUGGAUUUAUGUGGAUUUGGUGGGGCUGCCAGUGCGAAGAAGAAGAGCAAAAGAGAGAAACACAUGGUGUCACAGAUGAGGACGAGCGGAGGUCCCUGUCCUUGACUGGAAAGCUUUCUCUUGGAGGCGAGAGAUCAGCAGUGUUGACAGUUGGGAUUUCAGUCAAUGCUCCAUCCAAAUAGCUGUUCUACCGAAUGCAUAUCUGUACUAGAAAAUCAAGGGGAAAUUUCUCUUUUCC